This is a messenger RNA of Lolium perenne, 808 nucleotides long. NCBI's taxonomy places the organism in Eukaryota, Viridiplantae, Streptophyta, Magnoliopsida, Poales, Poaceae. The record is from RefSeq and is a predicted model, not a curated record.
UGAAGAAGAAGUACCGACUGCUGAUGUGGCUGCUCGAACGAGUACGUCACAUACAUUAGUCGCCUCGGAGACGCCAGUCGAAGGAGAAGAAACGUCGCCUCCUCGACAAAAUGUCGGCGCUACUACUCCUCCGGCAAGCCCCCUUGUCCCUUCACCAAAAAGGGCAAGGGUUGAAAUAAAUCCAGAGCUUACUCUUCAAUCGAGUAGCUCUUCUAACCCUCUCUUGGAUGAUCCUAUGAUCAAAGAGCUUCUUCGCAUCGGUGCCCAAUUCGUUGGGUACCGUGAUUACGCCAGCAAGACUGAAGAGAAACUGGCAGAAGCCAACGAACGUGCUGACACGCUUGCUCUAAAGUUAGAGCAAUGUGAAGAGGCUCGUAAGAAGGCCGAGUCGGAUGCGGUUGAAGCUAGGCAAGAAGCUGACAAGGUUAAGGCUGAUGCUGCUGGUGUCGAAGAUCUUCGGAAACGUCUGCAUGACGCCGAGACUUCACUAAGCGAUCACAUAACUACGCAAUCUGCUCGCGAAGCGGCGAUCACCAAACGCAUAAAGACACAAAUUCGUCGCUUUGUCGAUAGGACCUCGCAAGAAUUUGAACUUGAGGAUCCCGACAACGAUGUUCUUCUUGACGCCGUAUGUUUUGUAGCCGAGACAUUGCUCUCCUCCGAGCUUCUCUGUGACUAUCUGCCGAAGUUCCUGAAAGGCGACUUAACUCUGCUCGGCGUCUGCUUGAUGCAGAAGCUGCUUCUUUCCUCCUGUUCAAGGAUGCUAUAUGGUGGUACUUUGUGUAUUGAUUUUUCUCAAGGUUGGUGA